UACAUUUCCUCCAACGCGGAAGUUGCGGUUCAAGCGCUGGGAACUGAAAUCUAAAACACGUUAGGGAUCCGCUCUCCGUAAAUAAUUGUUCUUUGAGAGUGUCUUGUAAAUGAUGCACAUUCUCCAUCCUGAAAAUGCAUAGCACUUUGAAAAACUGGAAGAAGACGUUUGCAGAUUUUGCACCGGAUAUAGAGUUGACCUGUGGGAUAGUGACUGUGAUCGUGCUGUCAUGUGUCUUUAGUGGCAUACCGUAUUACUUAGAUAUUUCAGAGCACUUUUUCAGUUUGGAGUCCAGUGCUGUCAUUAGCGGCCAUGUCUACAAACUCUUCACCUAUUUCCUCUACCACAAGAAUAUGAUGCUUUUGUUCCUAAGUGCCGUCCUGAUGAUGCUUCCCUGUAGCGGGCUGGAGCGAGGGAUCGGAACGGUCAGAUUCCUCUACCGGUCACUGCUGCUGUCGUCCAUCUGUGGAGUCCUUCAUGUGCUGCUUGAAUCACUGCUGUUCUCCCCAUCUAAUAGGAGCUCAGUAAACGGGCUCGUCCCAUUAGCUCUGUCUGUCCUGGGAAUGAUGACCAUCAAUUCUGUUAUGCGGAAGGCGUAUAUAAUGGGUGUCAGUGUGCCUACUGCAUCUCUCCCCUGGAUAAUUCUAAUAAUUAUAACCCUGUUCUUUCCAAACACUGUCUUCCUUUGCAACGUCCUGGCCAUUGUUACAGGAAUGUUACAUGGAAUGGGGUGGUUUUCAUUGUUAGAGAUGUCAGAAUCUAGAGCUUCUGUCUUGGAGAAGAAGUUCCCUUUUCGUUUGCUAAAGCAAAUACCUGGUGUCCAGUUCAUCCCUGCAUCGACCGAAGAGCGCAAAAAGCCACUUGACCUCACAGAUGCUCCACCAGGGUCGUACCCUGUCCAGGCCUACGCUCCAGUAAAUGCCGCCAAUGGUCAAGUUACAGGACACCUUCCCAACACAUUCGAUGGUUGGCCGGUCUCACUGUAUCCUCAACAGCAAUACACAUUUACUUCGCCUUACGCUGGAGUCGGCAUUGGUCACAAUCACGGUCAUAGUCAUGGUCACAGCCAUGAACAUCAUCAUGGGCACAGCCAUCAUACCGGCAGCCCGUGGAUGCCCAUGUCCCCAUACGCUCAGCAUCAGUUCAAGCCUCCAGUUAACCUGACAGGGCAGCCCUUCACUAAACUACCUCAGCCAGGAGUGCCAUUCACACCUCCGAUCUCACAGCCAAAGUCUGGAGUGCCUGCCUUUCCCACAACUCCUCCUGGAGCCUCUGUGUCAUUGUCAUCCUAGAGAUUUGAUGCCUUAUCUGCAGGUUUUUUUGUUUGUUCAUUCUUCUGAUACCUCAUGUCUUGUUCCUAGAAUUCAAACGGCUCCAGAUGUGCAAUUUUGCAACCUGGGUGAUGUUUAACUUGUUUUUAAAUUUAUACAGUUGCUGUUUUGCUACAUAACAUUUUGUACCUUAAAUUAAAAACUGAAUUGAGUAAAACAUUUUUCCAUCUUAUGUUUUAAUCAAUUAUUUAGCCAUUUGAUAUAAUGCAGUAUUUUUUUAAACAUGUCCAUACAUCACAUUUUGAGGCCAGACAGUGUUUGUGCAUAUUCUUUAUUUGUCAAACAUUGUAUGACUGAGAUCACAAUGACAUUUCUCUUCCCAAGCAAUAUUAAUGCAUUAAGUUUAAAAAUUAAACAAAUGCAAGCUCGUCUCAUUUUAAAACCACAAUGCUGAGCAUUUUGAUGCCAUUGCUGCUUUGGCUCAAGGGGGAUGAAUUGAGGAGUCAAUUCUAUAAUCAUAAGUAGAAAUCAGUGGAAAAGAUGUACCAAUCAAGAAAAUGAGAGAAGAACUUUCUUUUCUUUUAAUAAAUGCACCUGUUAAAAUGCUAGGAAAAUACAUACAUUUAAUAUAUUCCUAUGACCAUUAACACUUGACCAGUUUGCUAAAACUU
Messenger RNA from Sinocyclocheilus anshuiensis, 1942 nucleotides. Its product is annotated as rhomboid domain-containing protein 2-like. The transcript has 4 exons. Bases 135 to 1292 code for a protein of 385 amino acids. Gene Ontology annotation, molecular function: serine-type endopeptidase activity. NCBI's taxonomy places the organism in Eukaryota, Metazoa, Chordata, Actinopteri, Cypriniformes, Cyprinidae. Gene Ontology annotation, cellular component: membrane. The record is from RefSeq and is a predicted model, not a curated record.